AAUCAUCGCUAGUCAAUUCCCUUUUAAAGAUGGUACCUACAGGGUAUAUAAGUCAUUAAAUUUGCUUAAUAAACCCUGCCAGAUUAAACGAGGGCUCUACUCUCUGGUGUGAUCAAGUCACCGAAUUUUCACAAUAAUGGCACGUUAUCUAUCUCAAUCACGCAUCGAAGGGCCUGUAUGGCUUUCACCACAUGAGAAAACCAUCCUCCAGAGCUACAUCUCCAAAGCGGAACAGGAAAUCGAAAGCCUCGAUUCGCAAAUCGAGAAGCUGACGCGCGACAAGGACAUCCAAUUUGCUGUACGUGCUUCAGUCAAAAACAUCCUUUCCCCUGUCCGCCAAAUGCCUAAUGAGAUUCUCAGUAAAGUCUUUGAACUUGUCUGCUAUCCAGAUGAGGGCGAAUUCCACGCUGGGUUUGGUAUUGUUCGUAGGACCACAUCUCUCUCUCAGGUUUGCAUCGCUUGGAGACGGGCUGCUCACGAUACUCCGAGUAUAUGGUCGAGACUGUCUCUCUCGAUACCCUAUCAUCGGGACCUUAUCAAAGGAGGUGGGAAGUGGGUUGUGGAAUGGCUCCUUCGAAGCCAGGAACUUCCUCUAGAGUUUUAUCUGGACUUCCCAGAGAAUGAUGAGUCCUAUUGGCCCGAGGAAGAUGUAUCAAAACAACACCCGGAAAUUGAGCCUCUUAUAAAAGAGGUACACAGCUUGCUUAACCAUGUUCUGAGCCGUCCUCCCUUCCUGGAGCGAAUUCGAUUGCUCAAAUUGACCGGGUAUCCCUGUUUCUUCACCCCCUUAUUCGUUCUUGAACCCUUUUCGCUCUGCAGUCUGGAAAUGAUUUCCAUCAGGAUGACAAGGAACUUCGCUGAGAAUCACUGGCCAGUGGAUACCUUCUCGCUCGCAAAGAAUUUGCGUCAUGUCGAAAUUAUUGAUUUCUACCCGAAAUCUCAACUGGAAACGAUCAUGCUACCUGCGGACCAGUUGGUUAAAUUGAACAUUGCGGGGAUAAUUUACAGCUCGGAUUUUGAGCCAUUGGUGUAUACAGAUUUUCUCCGACGGUGUAUUUCCCUUGUGACCCUUGAGAUCAGUCCUCCAGCUAGCCUGGAAUUCAGGUCACCUCCUGCUCCGAUAUCUCUACUUGUGCUCAAAUCACUCCGCCUCACCUUUUUCUCCUCAUUCUAUGGAUUACAGGGUGUUAGUAGCCUGCUAAGGCUUCUCGUAGUUCCUCUCUUAGAAGACCUGACCUUCAGUCUACGACACGUUGGCUUCCAGGAGUUUGUCACAGGUAUCACUGCACUCCAGAAGAACUUGCCUACAUCAAACCUCAAAUCAUUAACACUCGAAAUGGGUUACAUGGCCAACGCUGAUCUGACACUAGUGCUAGCUCUCUUCCCUGCAAUCACCUCAUUCCGACUAUCUGACAUUGGAUUCGAUACGAAUCAUCUCUUCCAGGCAAUGACAUACAAGAAGAAUUUGAAUGACGAUUUUGUCUUAUUGCCGAAGAUUUCAAACCUCGAACUGGAAUAUCGAGAGAAAACAAGCUAUCCGUCCGAGCUGAUAUCCAUGAUGCUAUCGCGGGUAGAUGGACAUCAACCUCAGGAUGCAGGUUUCAUUGACGUCGCCAGAUUGCGGAGGGUGUGUAUACGACAAGCAAAAUUUUUGGAGAAAACUGACGAGGACCGGGCGCGCAUUGCGGAAGUACCUGUUUCCAUUGUUUACACUGAAUCUUGGGGCAGUUGACGCAGGAUUGCGAUGGUUUGUGAUCAAUGUACAUAUCUUAUCGCAGACAUAAUUGUAACAAGAAUGUCGGAAAAUAAUGUGCGAGCUAGAACAGAAUCAGAAGGAGGCAUUGGGAGGAGAGAAGGGUGAUGGGAAGUAAAGGGAAGGUGGAAGUAAAGGAAGCUAACGGAACGUAAUGGGCCAUUAUUUUUGACUAUUCACCGUUGCACGGCUUCACAACGUUUCAGUGACCUCUGAGCGUUUGCGUAUGCUGACACGAUAAACAUUUCCAACUGCUGACGGUGAAUCAUGACAGAGCUUGGGAGCAUUGGUU
Lentinula edodes (shiitake mushroom) is the source of this 2045-nucleotide messenger RNA. RefSeq lists its product as uncharacterized. NCBI's taxonomy places the organism in Eukaryota, Fungi, Basidiomycota, Agaricomycetes, Agaricales, Omphalotaceae. Bases 137 to 1732 code for a protein of 531 amino acids. Gene Ontology annotation, molecular function: protein binding. The record is from RefSeq and is a predicted model, not a curated record. The transcript has 2 exons.